UACAAGAACAACCUGCCCGCCUACAAGCCCGAUGACCUGUACUUCAACGGAGUCACCGUCCAGGACGUCGCCGUCGACAAGCUCGUCACCUACUUCGACCUCUUCGACAUCGAUGUCAGCAACGCUGUCGACGUCGCCUCCAUCGACGAGCUGGAGAAGCUUAACUACAUCGCCAAGGCCAUGCGUCUCAACCACCAGCCCUUCAACUACAAGAUCAAGGUCUCCAGCAACCAGAAGACCAGCGCCGUCGUCCGCGUCUUCCUUGGACCCAGCACCGCCUUCACCCACUCCAACUUCUACGGCGAGCAGGCCUCUGACGUCUACUACGGACACGACACCGCUGACCUCGACAGGCUCAGGAACUACUUCGUCGAGCUCGACCGUUUCCCCGUUGAACUGAAGAACGGCGACAACCUGAUCAAGCGCAACUCCCGCGAGUUCACCACCACCGUCGGCGACAACGUCUCCUUCAAGUCCCUGCUCAAGAGCGCCGAGAGCGGCAACACCGUCCUCUCCAGCGUCGACCGCCAGUGCGGUUUCCCCGACCGUCUUGUCCUGCCCAUGGGCCACAAGGCCGGAGUCCCCUACGCCCUCUUCGUCAUGGUCACCCCCUACGGCGCCGACGAGCACGAGCACGCUGACUACUACCACUCCGAGAAGGUCAACUACCAGACCGGCGUCAAGGACAUCUACUCCUGCAACGGACUCAUGACCGUCCUCGACAACCGUCCCCUCGGCUUCCCCUUCGACCGCCAGAUCGAGAACUUCGGCCGCUUCUACAUGCCCAACAUGUACUUCAAGGAUGUCGUCAUCUUCCACAAGGACUCCGCCACCGACAACAACAACGUCCUCAUCAAGAAGAACGUCAACGAUUUCGAUAACGUCCUCUCCCAGCAGACCGCCCACAAGUACACCCCUAGCCACAGGCUCUUGGACGAGGACAUCGUCCGCGAGGACGACGACGUCCGCGCAUACCUGUAAGCUGUCGCGCUGGACUCAGGACGAACGCGUCAUGCUCUGUGAGCCCUCUACACCGCAAAUAAAAUCUUGCCUUCUGCUCACCAAAACGCUGCAAA
Molecule: messenger RNA, 1076 nt
Organism: Frankliniella occidentalis (western flower thrips)
Lineage: Eukaryota; Metazoa; Arthropoda; Insecta; Thysanoptera; Thripidae
Product: hexamerin-like
Exons: 2
Source: RefSeq, a predicted model, not a curated record